Phyllotreta striolata is the source of this 1739-nucleotide messenger RNA. NCBI's taxonomy places the organism in Eukaryota, Metazoa, Arthropoda, Insecta, Coleoptera, Chrysomelidae. The record is from the annotation of a GenBank genome assembly.
CGAAGUAUAAUCAACAUUCCCAUUAAUUGCACAUAAUAGAAAAGACCGACAAUUUUCGCCCAAAACUAUCCAAUAAAUAUCAACAAUUACCAAAUUUUUUCUCACUUCUCUUUCAUAUACACAUGCUGUGUUAUGCAGUGACUCCUUUGCCAGCCAACCCGGGGAAUAACAUGUUAUUGGCGUGGUUUGUUCUGAUUUGGGCUCUCGUCAGCUACUUGUUCUCGAUCGGAUUCUUUAAGAAACUCGUGAAAUUCGUCAAGUACUUAAUGGUAAUUUACCAAUUACCCGGCCCAAAAAGGGACCCAGUGUUCGGAAAUCUUCAUCAACUUUGGUGUACACCAGAACAAUGUUUUGAGAAAAUGCGGGAAUGGAGCCGAACACACGGACCUCUCUACCUUGUAUCUAUGACAUAUCUGUUUCCUGUAGUUUUUAUUUCUGGACCUGAAGCAUUCGAGAAAAUCGCCGGUACCACAAAAAACAUCCAGAAAGGAUUCGCUUAUAACUGCUUGAAUUUAUGGCUUGGAGAAGGACUUCUUACCAGUUCGGGUUCUCAAUGGCACACGAGGCGAAAAAUAUUAACGCCAGCAUUCCAUUUUUCCAUUCUACAACAAUUCGUCAAGGUAUUUAACAAGGAAACCGCUCGAUUAGUGGAGGUUUUAAAGGGAGAAAUCGGCAAACCUUCUACCAAUGUAGUUCCCUUGAUUUCGCAAUUUACCCUCUACUCAAUUUCUGAAACAUCCAUGGGGACAAGCCUAAACCUGGAUUCCGAACAGGACAAAAACUACGUAUCUGCCAUCUAUCAAAUAGGCAAAAUCGUCUACUACAGGCUCAUGAGACCUUGGACCUAUUCGAACGCCAUUUUCUACAAUCUCUUUCCAACCGGCUACAAAGAGAAAAAAAUCGUUAAAAUUCUCCACGACUUCACCGACGAUAUUAUCGAGAAACGGAGCAAAUCCCUCAACACCUUCGACGAACGCUACAACUAUUCCAACAGGAAAAAAAUGGCCUUUCUGGAUUUGCUAAUAAACGCCAAAAUCAACGGAAAAGUUAUCGACGAUAAAGGCAUCAAAGAUGAAGUCAACACAUUUUUGUUCGAGGGUCACGAUACAAUAGCCACUUCGAUUUGUUUCACGCUGAUGUUACUAGCAAACCACAAAUCUCACCAGGUACUAUCAUUUCUUCUUCUUCUCGCACGCAUAUUUUUCCGACAAAUCUUCUUCCAGGAUCAAAUUUACGAGGAGAUUUGCGCGUCGCUGGGCGACCGCAACCACAAUCCAGAGAUCAAGGAUCUGAACGAGUUGAAGUUCCUGGAGAGGUGCAUCAAGGAGAGCCUCAGGCUGUACCCGAGCGUGCCGCAAGUGGCGCGGUACCUGGAAGAGGACACCUUGGUCGGGGGGCACUUGCUGCCCAAGAACACUCCGGUCCACGUGCACAUCUACGACGUCCACCGGAACGAGAGGGACUGGCCGGACCCGGAGCGCUUCGAUCCUGACAGGUUCCUGCCGGAGAAUUGCGCUAAGAGGCACCCGUUCGCGUUCUGCCCGUUCAGCGCGGGUCCCAGGAAUUGCAUAGGUCAACGUUUUGCCAUAUUAGAAUUGAAGGCAGUUCUGUGUGGUAUCAUCAAGAACUUCAUUUUGGAACCAGUAGACACACCGGAUACAAUCGAACUGGUUCCAGAUUUGAUUUUAAGAACAUCAAAUGAAUCUCUUAUGGUUAAAUUUACUCCGAGAAAUAAUUAA